Messenger RNA from Limulus polyphemus (Atlantic horseshoe crab), 1984 nucleotides. RefSeq names its product locomotion-related protein Hikaru genki-like. The transcript has 8 exons. The annotation marks the transcript as partial. The record is from RefSeq and is a predicted model, not a curated record. Lineage: Eukaryota; Metazoa; Arthropoda; Merostomata; Xiphosura; Limulidae.
UUAUUCAAGAGACGGAGCACCGUAAGAAACUGUGCACCGCCAGAGUUCACUGUUAACGGAUCAGUAAUACCCGGAGGAGGAAGAACGAACUUUAAAGGUGUUUAUGAAGUUCAGUUUCUUGGAGUCAUUGGGCCUCUAGAACGAAACAAAAUGUGUAAAAUAAAGUGUUCUAAUGGAGUUUGGAUAGGACCUCUGUGCACAAUGAAAAAAGAUGGAGCUCGUUUUCGACCCAUGUUACGUCAGUGUUCUUUGCAACUGACAGAUGCUGAGGUAGUGGUCAGCUACGAGGGAAGGACGCUAAUAAUGGAUAAAGAAAUUAGCCUCCCUCACGCCAGUAAACUGGACUUCAGAUGUUCCGAAGUAGGAAUGUACAAAUUUGUUGGAGAGAAGACCUUAACUUGCUCCAAUGGACAUUGGAGUUCCAUUUUACCUCGGUGUGUGGCCACAACUCUGCAGCGAAAUUUUUCAGUGCAAGCCCCACCCAGUAUCAUCUACAACGUGAUGUCCGGAGACGCUGAUGUUUCUGAAGCCGGAGAUGUGGUCAUUACACCAAACAGUAUACUUCACUUAGACUGUUUGUUCCAGCGGGAACAUGGAAGUCCCGAAUGGGCGUGGUCAUCUACUCAAAGACAAUAUCCUUGUGGAUGGUCCUUGUCAAGUGAUGAAAGGAACUGGAAAUAUCGAUUGUCCAUCUACUAUGCUAAAGAGGAGGACACUGGAUUUUACAGCUGCUCUACACCUAGGGGUGAAAAUAACAAGAUUACCGUAAUUGUCAAAGAUGUGGAGUGUCCACCUAUACAGUCCGUGGACCAUCAUCGUGUGAUGGCUGUUGAGGGAAAUAAGAUGCACAGUAAGGCACACUUUGCAUGCAUGGAAGGAUACAAGCUAAGUGGGUCCAAAGAUAUCACGUGCAAAGCUUCGGGAAAAUGGUCUGAUGAUCCACCUACCUGCCAACUUAUCCAGUGUCCACCUUUGACCCCAGACUCUCCGCACCUAAAGCUCAGCACUCACAACCGGACAUAUGGUGAGCGUGUCAAAUUCUCGUGUCCCACAAGCUACAGACUUGUUGGGGUGUCGUCCUUACAGUGUUUGAAAAACGAAUCCUGGUCAGAUGAUCCUCCUGCAUGUGAAGCUAUUUCCUGUGUAGCUCCAUUACCACCUCCUAAUGGCCGAGUUUUAGACUCAGGGCGCUACCUGGCGGGAGAUUCGGUAACUUAUACUUGUCAUGCUGGAUUUAUACUAGUUGGUGCAACAGGUGCGGUUUGUAAUGAUGUCGGAGAAUGGUCUCAACCACCGCCAGAAUGUAGACGAACCUGCGAGUUUCCAGGCGAACCAACUAAUGGUUACAUACUCCCGACAAAGUUUCAUUACGAUAUAAAUGAACUUAUCUUAGUUUCAUGUAAUAAAGGAUACCGUCGACUUGGUCCCAAGGAGCUUCGAUGCACUCCUACAGGUCUUUGGUCGAAUCCAUUACCUCACUGUCGUCCUUACAAAAGGUGAAGAGAAGGAGAUUGCCCUGUCUCCCCCCCACUGUGCGGGCCCAACUAGCUAUUGGGUUAAAUCAAUUUGUGAUAAGUCUUAAAUAUGACCUAAGUUUCGAGAGUUAGUCACCUUUUGGAACAAACUCACCAAACGUUAUCUGAUUGGACAACCUUGUGAAGAUUUUAUAUAUAUAACCGUAUUCGUUGUAAAUAUAACGAUGACGUAAUCGAGAUUUUAUUCAUAAUUCUAGGGGGAAAUUUUACUUUUAUUUUCAUUGCUUGUAUGGUGUGAAUUACUUUUAUGGUGUGAAUUGCAUUUGUUCUUAAAAUCAUUUUACAUUUUGUUCGGUCUAAAGCAUGUUUUUUUUUCAAACUGAGAGGCGAAGGGGUCUCAUGAGAUCAGGAACGGUAAGUUGUAUUGCAGUUUGUCAUAUUUUUUUAGCUUGAAAAUAAAUUAUUUGUUUAGAACGAUAUCAUCCUUGCAAGAAAUUUAGCCAAUCUCU